UAAUCAGCAGCAGCAGCAGCAGCUGGGCGCGCGCUCACUCCUUAACGCACGGGCAUGCUCUUGUGGACGCGCGAGCGCUUAGAAUAAUAGUAAUUAUACUUAUGAGAAUAACAACAACAACAACAGUAAUAAUUACUGCUAUCUGAUCGUUAUUCAUCUAAUCUACCGAAGUGUAAACGCGACUGGAGGCGGGACCGGACCUGAGGAAGUGAGAGAAAGCUUUCAGAGCCGCAGUGUCCUACACGCACCAUGUCCUCCGACGCCUCGUCCCCAGUGCGGGCAGCUCCAUCCUCGACCCCUCCACUGUCCCCUACUUCUCCUGUCUCGCCUAGCUCCCUGCGUCUGCCGCACAGACCCCGUUCGCCUUCGCCCAUGAGAGGGUACCUGAUCCCCAGCCCACUGCCCACCCGACGCACCCGCACCGUCUCUGCGACUGCACGGGCGUCCGCGGGUCCGGUCUUCAGCGGCGUCUGCAAGUGCUUCUCACGGUCCAAAGGUCACGGCUUCCUCAAGCCAUCGGAUGGAGGUGCUGACAUCUUCGUGCAUAUCUCAGAUAUCGAGGGAGAGUACGUUCCAGUAGAAGGAGACGAGGUGAGCUAUAAAAUCUGCUCAAUUCCACCCAAACAUGAGAAGGUUCAAGCCGUGGAGGUGACCAUAACCCACCUGGCACCAGGCACCAAACACGAGACAUGGUCAGGAAUAGUGAUCAACCCCUGAACCAGGCGGCCCGGUAACAGGCGGGAGCGACGCGGUGCUGGAUGUGGGAGAGACGCCUGAUGGCUGGUGGAAGAUGACGCUCGUCGUGAAUUUGUUUCAAAUAUCUUUCUUCUUUUUUUUUUCCUUUUUUUUGACACAAAAGGAGAAAUCUUCACUGACCGGUUUACUUACACUAACCGUUUGUAGUUCUGUAUCACUGGUUUUGUUUACUACUCAUUUUACUGAAAGAAAAAUUAAAUAAUAAAGCCUUAAUUCAUAUCAGAACCCUGGAA
Messenger RNA from Clarias gariepinus (North African catfish), 989 nucleotides. RefSeq names its product calcium regulated heat stable protein 1 (gene carhsp1). The record is from RefSeq and is a predicted model, not a curated record. The coding region runs from base 250 to 717 and encodes 155 amino acids. Gene Ontology annotation, biological process: regulation of mRNA stability. The transcript has 4 exons. Lineage: Eukaryota; Metazoa; Chordata; Actinopteri; Siluriformes; Clariidae. Gene Ontology annotation, cellular component: cytoplasm. Gene Ontology annotation, molecular function: mRNA 3'-UTR binding.